This is a messenger RNA of Effrenium voratum, 2416 nucleotides long. The record is from the annotation of a GenBank genome assembly. NCBI's taxonomy places the organism in Eukaryota, Dinophyceae, Suessiales, Symbiodiniaceae.
GUUUGUUUGUUGAUCAAGAUGUGGCUGAUGCACGGCAUUCCCUAGUCAUGGCUGCACCACCUCCCCUGGAGGGGAUUUCAAGCCCAAAGCACCGCCUUAGCGGGUCCCAAUCCGCCUGGCUGCCUUCGCUUCGGCCCUUGUCAGGGGUGUCGCCGUUUUGCCUCCAUGCGCACACAAUGUUCUUUACAAAGCCUGGGGGAACCUCCUCGCCAACCACGCCGAUGGACACCAGCUUUCAGGAUUGGAAUUUCACGGAUGGAUGGGGCACAAAUAAAGCCGCACAGGCUUGCCAAUCUCAUCACAGCAAGCCUGGCAUCGCUAGUGCUGGCUAUGCCACUCUUCGGAAGAGCCAGUCAGACAGUGCCUUGCAUGGUGUCUCUCCGAAAGCUUCGAGUCAGAAUGAUCGUGUAGGAGGUACAUUCUUCACUUUGGGGCAGCAGAAACGAUCUGGGAACGUUGCAGCAGGCAAAGCAGAGUUUGUGGACCAGGCAAAAUUAGUCAAGGACUUUGACAGAAUGACAGCGGCCCUUGGAGAGGUCAAGAACUUGUUUGAGGGUUUUGAUCCUCGACGCUCUCCCAAGAAGAAGCCAACCUUAAGUGAUCUUUUCUCAGGCAAUAAAGCUCAGAAGGACACCGGAGAAGGGGACGACGGCGACGCGGAAGAGGCGUUGCGGGAGGCGAAGGAGCGCUUGGCCGAGCGGCUUCAGGCAUACAAGUACACGCGGAGGAUUGAGCCUGAAAUGCCGCCCCUAGCACCAAUUCAAAGCAGCGUUUCGCCCAGGAAGCCGCCGCCACAGACCCUGGUAGUUCGGAACACGACGCCUGAGGCGAUUCAGGUGUGGCUUCCACACAACAGGAAGGAACGAAUUACGAGCUUUGCCGAGGAGCGAGCAUAUCGCCGACGUCUCUGCCAGAAUCAGAAGAUUCGAAUGGUGGAGGAAAAUGCCCUCAUCUUGCAGGAGGAUCUAGAGCGGAAGGAGCGCCAAGCAAGGCAAGCGGUGGAGGCUCGGAAGCUCCAGGCCAAGCUGAAGUCCGAGAGCAGGGACUUCCCGGCGGCCAAGUGGUUCGGGCUGAUCUGGGCAGCUGGGUUUCUGCAACAGAUCAAGCAGGACCAGCGGCAACGCAAGGUCCCAGUUCUCGAGCGCGUCAGCUACUUCAAAGAAAACGAAGACAACAUGCUGGUGAAGAGGUCCAAGAUGACGGCUCCGCAAAUGAGGGAGGCUCUCCGAAUGGAAACCGUGGUGCAAAGCCCUGCAGUGUCCAGGCUUUUCACCAGCUAUGUUGCAUCAAUGAAGUUGAAAAGAAACAUCAUGACCGCAAAGUCCAACGCGAGAAAAGUGUAUCAAGCGCUGCGAAGUUGGCAGGUAGCUGGUCGAGUGAUUUUUGCAUUGAAGAACGUUGCCUUCCAGGCCAGAAAGCUGCAGAGAUUCUGGAGGGCCUGCUCUGUGCGACUUCGAGAGCAACGAGAACGCAUUGCCCAGCGCUGGGAGCGCAUGGAGCGCCAAGAGCUUGCUCAAGAGCUGUCGAAGUGGGAGCGACCCCCGACCCACAACCACGCUGGUCAGCGGAUUUCUUCAGCCUCACUGACUUUGGAAGACAGGGUCACUAUGGAAAUGAUUCCCAAGGUGGUGCGGAUGACAUUUCUGGAACAUGAGAUGCGAGCAAGGCGGUACUUCCUGCUACCCGCAAUUGCGAACUGGGAAGAGGAUUGCACCAAGUGGCAGGAGGACUAUGCCCAGCGGUUGGAAACGAAGCGAGCCUACCAAGCGAUGGGGCAAGAGUUUGAGGAUCGGCCAGAGCAUGCCUUCACAUUUCCCCCAAGCAGACCCAUGCAUCUGCCACCAGCACACCCGGUGGGUGAGGCAUCCAGAGGAGCCAUUUGCUCCAUCAGCUGCCCAGGGAGGAGGGGUGACGAGGAGAUCCUCGACAUGUGGAAGCGCUGCAGGCAGGAUCCGACCAGCUGGAAGCAAGUGCCGAGGGCUGGUCUCAAAGAGUACGCCACGAAGAAAGUGAAAGACAAGCCAAAGGAGGAUGCCAUGCAAUUCACUUCGCUGGACGCGCUUCUGAACAACGACAAGGAUCAAAAUUUCGGAGACGCUCCAGAAACCGAAGCGAAGGCAUAUGGAGUCGAUGAUGCGCUCAUGCCAGGUGGCGAGCCCCCUGAGAACGAGCCGUCUGUGUCGCUGCCAUGUUAGCGACGACCUGUUUCGAGCCCUGCUCAGUUGCCGACUGUUUUCGCAUUUAGUCGCGUGGGACGUGUCAUCACCUUGCAUCUGCCAAAGGCAGACUGUGCAGCCAAACCUCACGUUAGGAAAACUUGGCGUGCUAAAGAGCGCAGCCAAGUGUUACUGCAUGCUGGCGCAUGUUCGAAGGACACGUUCAGCACAAGAUAUGCAAGCCAGUUCAUGGUGUGUGG